Ambispora leptoticha is the source of this 312-nucleotide messenger RNA. The record is from the annotation of a GenBank genome assembly. NCBI's taxonomy places the organism in Eukaryota, Fungi, Glomeromycota, Glomeromycetes, Archaeosporales, Ambisporaceae.
AUGGAUCUACAAAAUUUCAAUAUGGAUGAUCGUGUUCAAUACGCAAUUCCUAAAAGAGGCAAAAAUGAUAUCGAAAAAUUGCAAACAAUUUUUCAAGAUUUUAUAAAGAAAUUGAAAUUAUGUGGGCAAACAAAAUCGAAUGAAAACAUCUCUGCUGUAAUCCCGCCUUUAAAAAAAGUAGACCAAUUGAAAACGUUGAACGAUGAUGAAUUGAAGCAAGAAUUACGCGAGAAAGGAAACGAUGGAGAGCGGAAUUUAAGAAGCUUCGAAGAAAAGUCGAGUAUUAUCCGGAGAAAAUACACCCACAUUUGA